AUCACUGCGCCGGGCUGAGCGCUGGGGAACGAGCACACGGUCGCUCAGUCGAGGAAACUGGGAGCGGGCUCAGGGAUCAGCAGCUGAGCUUUUUCAUACAGGCUGUAUCGCUGGGAAGUCAGUGACCAUGUCGACCUUCACCACCCAACUACCAGCUGUUGACUCUGUCAACUCCACCCAGCAACCCAAUUCCAGCAUCUACUUGUUCUCCAAGUUCAUCCACCCCGACAAAGAACUGUACAUAGAAUUCUAUACCCUGUGGAUUGCCUUGAUGGUAGUCAAUGCCGUCAUCUUCCUGGUGGGUGUUGUGCUGAACAGCUUGGCACUGUACGUCUUCUGCUUCCGUACCAAGACAAAAACCACCUCUGUUAUUUACACCAUCAACUUGAUUGUUACGGAUCUUUUGGUGGGCUUUUCCUUGCCUGUCCGGAUCAUCAUGUUCUAUAGUGCAGGGGACUGCCUGAAUUGUUCCUUGGUUCACAUCUUUGGCUACUUUGUCAACAUGUACUGCAGCAUCCUCUUCUUGACGUGCAUCUGCGUUGACCGCUAUCUGGCAAUUGUACAGGUGGAGGCCUCACGUAAAUGGAGGAACCCCACCUGUGCCAAGGGGAUCUGCGUCUUCAUUUGGAUCUUUGCCACUGUGGUGACUUUCUCCAUCCUGACCAUGGCAAUACAGUUUGCUGCAUGCUGCCUCUCCAAGAUCCUGGUCCUGAUGGUUUGUGAGUACUUCUUCCCCCUCAUCAUAAUCAUCUUCUUCACCACCAGGAUUAUGUGUGCUCUGUCCAAGCCCAGCCUCAUGCACCAGAGUCGGGAGAGGAGGAUGAGGGCUGUGCAACUCCUUAUCACCGUCCUCAUCAUCUUCAUGAUCUGUUUCACUCCUUUUCACGUGCGACAGGUAGCAAUCUCCAUCAACCCAGACAUGCCCCACGAUGUUAGCCUCCUCGUCUACCAUGUGACAGUGACUCUGAGUAGCCUCAACAGCUGCAUGGACCCCAUUGUCUACUGCUUUGUCACCAAUAACUUUCAGUCAACCAUGAAAAACAUCUUCAGGAAAACCGAGCCAGAGCAAACCAGUGUGGACAUCCUGGGUAUGAACAAGAACUCCAAGGGCUCCAAUGCAAUCAUCGCCUUCUCAAACACAAUAGGAAGCCCUGUGAGUUUACCAUCACCAAGCAGUGUCCAGAUAUAA
Messenger RNA from Tauraco erythrolophus (red-crested turaco), 1189 nucleotides. It is a transcript of the gene GPR20, whose product is annotated as G protein-coupled receptor 20. Gene Ontology annotation, biological process: phospholipase C-activating G protein-coupled receptor signaling pathway; positive regulation of Rho protein signal transduction. The record is from RefSeq and is a predicted model, not a curated record. NCBI's taxonomy places the organism in Eukaryota, Metazoa, Chordata, Aves, Musophagiformes, Musophagidae. Gene Ontology annotation, cellular component: plasma membrane. Gene Ontology annotation, molecular function: G protein-coupled receptor activity.